This is a messenger RNA of Cyprinus carpio (common carp), 1414 nucleotides long. It is a transcript of the gene ribc1, whose product is annotated as RIB43A domain with coiled-coils 1. The record is from RefSeq and is a predicted model, not a curated record. NCBI's taxonomy places the organism in Eukaryota, Metazoa, Chordata, Actinopteri, Cypriniformes, Cyprinidae.
UAGUUUAUAGAGACCAAUUCUCACAUAAUUUUGCAUGAAUAAUAUAUGUAUCAAACAUAUCCGAUAACGUACUGCUGACGCCGCGUCACAGAGCAAACUGGUUACCAUGGCAACGCCAAACAACGCUUCAAACACAAGAGGAGAGCUGACACACUGCCGUUCGUCGAAACCCACCUGAUAUUCACCAAACAUGUACAAGGUUGAUUUACCCGUGGAUGAGUCUGCGCUGCGGGCGGUGGAGCGGCGUCGGGCCGCGGAGGCUGAGCGCAAGAACCGAAUCUUCAACAGCAGAAGCCGAGUGAUCGGCGUUGACCUGCGCGCGCUUCACAAACAGCGGGAGGAGAAACAAGAACGACUGGAGAUGGACAAACAGCGAGACAUGGCUCAUGAUCUGUUGCGCUUGUCCCUGGAUGAAAUGGCAAUGCAACAGAAAAAAGGGGAAGAGGAGCUGCGAAGAGAGUUGGCUCAGGACUUGGUACAAUAUAGAGCGAUACAUCAACGAGCUGAAGACAGUCGUGAUGCAGAUGUCAAUUACGGCCGACAGGCGGCGCCAGACGCCAGCAUUUCUGUCUCGGGCUCUGCAUUGGGACCCGCCAGUAUGCAAGUAUUUUUGGGAGAAGGAAUGAAUGAAAAUGAAAAGAAGAAAGCUCAGAUGGAAAUAAACAACAAAAAAAAGACAGACAGAAAAAAAGGAGAAGAAAAAAAAAGGAAAAGAAGAGAACAAAAAAACAGAGAGCUGCUAACUGGCAGGGAGUUGGUGGAUAAAGACCUCAGGGCAGUGCAGCUGAAGGCCCUGGAGGAGAAGUGUAAAAGAGCAGCCCACAUUGCACUCAGUCAGUACAAUCAAGCUCAGGCUGAAGAGAGGAUGGAGAGGGAACAACAAGAGAGACUGAGGAGAGAGGGAGAGGAGCUGGCAGAGGUGCGGUACAUGGUGACCUCUGACCUCCUGACAGAGCGACCAGAGGCUGCCAAGAGAAAAACCGAAUCCUCAGCAGAGGGUCCACGAGUCCUGACCGAUCGCUGGAAGGGCAUGACCCCACAGCAGAUCAGUGAAAUCCAAAGAAAGAGAGAAGAACAGUGUUUGGAGAAAGAGAGACUGAGAGAGAUGGAGAGACAGAGAGAUGUGGCCUGGGAUUACCAUCUGACAGAGCAGGCCAGACAGCAGGAGAGAGAGAAGAAUAGAGACAAGGAGCUGAAUAGAGAGAGGAGAAUUCAGCUCGAUAAAUACAAUCAACAGCUGGCACGAGAGCAUCAAGCUCACCAACACUACCUGGACAAGCAGCUGUAUACAAACCGUCCCACAGUUCACUACUUCACCCAGUUCAACACAAGCUCUCGAUAAAGCACCAUCCCAUUCCAUCCUCUCAUCUGAUCAUUCUCCUGCACGACAAAUAAAGUGCUACUGGAUUUCAAA